UCCAAAUCGGUGAUCUCUGAAGCUGCUAGUAAGGUCUGUGCUCGUGGUGACUCCUUUCAGUGAGUUUUCAGUGGAAAGGUACGAUUAUCCCAAACCGAGAGCGAAAUGGGGCGCCACUCCUCAGACAGCGAGGACGACAGCCGCAGCAGCCGCCGGAAGAAGAAGCACAGGCGUCGCUCCUCUUCCUCCAGCUCGUCGGGGAGCCGCGUGACCAGCCGCAGUAAGCGGUCCAGUCGGCGGUCCCGGUCGCGGUCAUGGUCCCGGGACAGAGACAGGAGGCGCAGAAGGAGGUCCAGCAGCAGCUCCUCCUACGAGUCGUCCCGGAAGAAGAGGAGCAGGAGCCCCGAGAAGAGCAAGCAGCGCUCCCACCGGUCCCGCUCCCGAAACCGCAGGUCUCACUCGCGGCAUCGGCGGUCCCGGAGCCGCAGCAGCGGGAAGUCCAGCCGCCAGCGCCGCCGCAAGGGGCGGAGCCGGGACCGAGAGAAGGGGCGGAGCCGGGACCGAGAGAAGGGGCGGAGCCGGGACAGAGAAAAGGGGCGGAGCCGGGACAGAGAAAAGGGGCGGGACAAGGACAAAGCCAAAGAGAAGGAGCCACGUGUGACCGGAUCAUCUCUUUAUGCGGCAGCUGCCGCUCCGCGCCAUUGUUUCUGCGCCGCGCCCGCGGUCGCCGUGGAAGCGGGAGAUUCCGGCGGCCGCUUCAAUGCCAGCAUCCCCCUGCUCCUCGCGCGCUCUUUGUGCACAACCCUGACGCAGGCUCUGUACUACUACUAG
This is a messenger RNA of Anguilla anguilla (European eel), 771 nucleotides long. RefSeq names its product serine/Arginine-related protein 53-like. The record is from RefSeq and is a predicted model, not a curated record. The transcript is spliced from 6 exons. Lineage: Eukaryota; Metazoa; Chordata; Actinopteri; Anguilliformes; Anguillidae. The coding region runs from base 106 to 771 and encodes 221 amino acids.